Molecule: messenger RNA, 1190 nt
Organism: Priapulus caudatus
Lineage: Eukaryota; Metazoa; Priapulida; Priapulimorpha; Priapulimorphida; Priapulidae
Product: chromatin modification-related protein eaf-1-like
Exons: 5
Coding region: 222-1190 (322 amino acids)
Biological process (GO): positive regulation of ERAD pathway; response to endoplasmic reticulum stress
Cellular component (GO): endoplasmic reticulum
Source: RefSeq, a predicted model, not a curated record
ACUUUUGUCGUCGAGACAGUGGUUUAUAUUUACGUCUUCGUAUUUGAUGCAAUUCAAUGACUCUGUGACUUACAAAUAGCCUGUUAUAUGUUCUGGCAUAUCUAUUUUAAAAUUCGAGUUAAAAUAUGCCAAAAUACGGGUAAACUAGGACCUAAAUAGUAAGGAAUGCCUAUUCGAUGUGGACCAUGACAUAAAGAGAGGGAGACAAGUUCACACUUAUUAUGGAGCAUGUGAUUCCGGAGCAUCUGCGGCAACAGCAGCAACAGCAGCAACAGCAGCAACAGCAGCAACAGCAGCAACAGCAGCCGCAUCAAGAAACAGAACAGAAUCACCAAGAACAAUCAGGCACCCAGCAAGAGGAGCAGCAGCGACAACAACAACAACAACAACCACAACAGGAACAACAACAACAACAACAGCAGCAGCAACAGAACACUCAAGAACAGGGACCAGGGCAGGAGCAACAGCAGCAGCAGCAGCAGCCACAACAACAACCUCAACACCAGCAGCAGCAGCAGCAACAGCAACAACAACAACAACAACAACAGCAACCUCAACAGCAACCUGGCCAACGUCAGGGCGGAAACAACAACAACAACCCUAAUCCUAUCGUCAAUGUCAGAGAUCGAUUAUUCCACGCUCUCUUCUUCCGGAUCUCGUUGGCAUAUGCAAGAGCUGUGCCCCGCCCACUCAGACGAGCACUAGAGUUUACCAUUCUUAUCAAGGCGAUCGGAGCAUUACUGAUACUGGCUUACGUACAUGUCGCCUUCUCACGCACUCCCAUCAACUGCCUGGACUUGAUUCAGGAGACGUGGCCGCGUGACGGAAUCCUGCGCGUGCAGAUCGUGCGCAAUGGACACAACUUCAGCCUGGCGGAAUCCUACAAGCGGGAGCAGGAGAUCCGGGAGCGCGAACAGUUCCUCGACAUGCUAUACGAGAACGUCAGCUUCUACGACUCGGAGCUCAUCUUCGGCAUGACCGUUGACGCCGACGGUGUCGACGCCGCCGCGCACCCGCCGCAGACGCCCGCGGCGGAGGACAAGGGGGAGGAAUGGGAGGAGGGGCGAGGGAGGGACGUCUCCGCUGCGAUGGCGGCGGGUUCCACUGCGAAGCGCGAGGACCCAGCAGCUACCUGGCAAUCACACUGGGCACGUAGAUCAAAUCAAAGUGAAUGGCAAGAGUUUUACUAA